Molecule: messenger RNA, 1308 nt
Organism: Lithohypha guttulata
Lineage: Eukaryota; Fungi; Ascomycota; Eurotiomycetes; Chaetothyriales; Trichomeriaceae
Exons: 2
Coding region: 1-1308 (435 amino acids)
Biological process (GO): proteolysis
Molecular function (GO): aspartic-type endopeptidase activity
Source: RefSeq, a predicted model, not a curated record
AUGACCAAAAGCAUCAUCACUAUCAUUCUUACACUACUGGCCGCAUCGACGUUAGCGAUACCAAUCAAUUCGAGAUCUAUUAACAAACGCUCUUUUAAGGUCCCCAGGGUCGAAGUCAAAAACUAUGUCCCAAACGGUCCAAAAGCACUGAAGAGGGCCUACGCAAAAUUCGGAAUAUCAGAGCCGUUAUCUGGUCCAUCCUCACUCCACAAAAGAGAGCUCAAGUUUGGCUUUGGUGAUCUCACAAUAGUCCCUACUGGCGAUGUCGCAAAGAAAAUCAGUUCGGCUGUAGCUGGUUCCACGAGUGGCACGGAAAACGGCGAGACAACUGCCACUGGAACACAGAACGACGCUCAGUUUCUCUCGCCUGUUACGAUUGGUGGACAGGAGCUCAUCGUCAACUUUGAUAGUGGUUCGGCAGACACCUGGGUUUUCAAUACUGGUCUUCCAGCACGAUCGCAACAAGGGCAUACUGUAUUCGACCCUAGCAAGUCUUCUACCUUCAAGCUCCUCGAAGGCGAAACUUUCAACAUCUCCUAUGGUGAUGGUUCAACCGCAAGUGGCCCAGUCGGCACAGACUCUUUCGAUGUCGGGGGUUCGACGGUCGAUGUUCAGGCUAUCGGUGUGCCCAACAUAGUCUCGCAAUCCUUCGUCACAGAUAGUGCUUCAAACGGACUGGUCGGUCUGGCAUUCAGUAAGCUCAAUACUGUAUCCCCAACAGCACAGAAAACGUUCUUCGACAAUGUCAUUGCAGAGCUUUCGCAACCCGUCUUUACUGCUCAACUCAGAGGCGACGCGGCAGGUUCGUACGAGUUUGGGCAUAUUGAUACCAGCUCCUUUACCGGAGAGCUGAACGUUAUACCUAUUGAUUCUUCUCGUGGGUUCUGGGAGUUUGACUCUACUAGUGCUAUCGUCAACAACAAGGCUGUUCAAAUCCAAGGCGGCAAGGCAAUUGCAGACACUGGUACAUCACUUAUGCUCGUUACCGAUGACCUAUUGACGGCCUACUGGAACGAGGUAGAGGGCGCCACCUUAAAUCAACAAGUCGGUGGAGUGAUCUUUCCAUGCAACGCCCAACUACCUGAUCUUCAAGUGGCCAUUGGUAACAAGAUGGCGACCGUGGCCGGCGCGAAUUUCAAUUUCGCAGCGAUUGGAACUGACACCACAUCUGGAGAAGAUUUCUGCUUCGGUGGCAUGCAGUCCAGCGGUGGUAUUCCGUUUUCGAUAUAUGGGGAUGUGUUUUUCAAAUCUAAUUUCGUGGUAUUUGAAGCGACCACGCCCUCUCUGGGAUUCGCACCACACUCAUGA